UAAAAGUUAUAUAAAAAAUUAACACCUUGUUCUGUUUUAGUUGCAGAGUAGCCUACAACUGCAAAUGUGAACGAUGUUGUAAACGAGCAUGUAUCCAUAUCGUUUUUCAUUCCAAUUAACCUUUCCGUUGUUUGUCUAUGUUGUUUUUCUCUGGUUUUGGUUUUGGUUUUGUUUAUGCUCCGUCAAGGGCGUGUGUGGAGUGUUGUCAUGUUUACUUAUUAAAAGCACAUUUGCAAGUCUUAUUUUCUUCUUAUGCUAAUCUGAAGUGUGUACGGACGAUCAUUCACAUCUGAACAUCUCUUAGACACUAGAAUCUAGUUGGUAACCUAAAUAAAAAAGCGGACGAGCGUCUUCUAGUCUCCUCGAACACGGAAGUGUGCCGAUUUAACCCGCGAUCGAGAUAAACAUACUUUUUUUCCGGGAAACACAAAGUGUGGUGGAAAACUGAAAGUAAUGAGGGGAAAAGAUGCAAUGAAUGUUAAAACAGAAACAGCACCACAAGACUGCAGCUACGAUCAACAGAGAUCCAGCAGCAGCAGAAAUCAGCACGAUGUACAGUAAAGUUGCAUCUGGUGUUGGAUCAGAUAAACUGUCGGUGUCAGUGAUGGAGGGAGAUUCAGUCAUUUUUCACACUGGUGUUGACACAAACCAACAAGAAGAUAUUAAAUGGUAUUUCAGUGACACUCGCAUCGCUCAGAUCAGUGGAGAUCUCAGUUUUAUCUGUACAGAUGUUCAGUGUAAUGAAGGGACUGAGAGAUUCAGAGACAGACUGAAGCUGGAUCAUCAGACUGGAUCUCUGACCAUCAUGAACAUCACAAACACUGACUCUGGAGAAUAUAAACUGAAGAUCAUCGGUAUCACCAGCAGCAUUGAAAAAGCCUUCAAUGUUAAUGUCAAAAGUGUUCCUGCUGCUGAACGAGAUGAAGUGAAGACAAACGAGGGAGAAUCUGUCACUUUAGAUUCUGGUGAAAGAAGAAAACCAAAUGAUGUGUUGACAUGGUUUUUUAAUGACACUCUCAUCGCUCGAAUUACUGGUGAUCCCAAUAAAACCUGUACAGAUGUUCAGUGUAAAGAUGAUGAAGAGAGAUUCAGAGACAGACUGAAACUGGAUCAUCAGACUGGAUCUCUGACCAUCAUGAACAUCACAAACACAGACUCUGGAGAAUAUAAACUGAAGAUCAGUAGCAGCAGCAGUUUAAGUAUCACCAGAGAGAAGAGAAUCAGUGUUAAUGUCAUUGAUUCAGGGUUAUCUUCAGCUGCUGUAGCAGGAAUAGUUGUUGUUCUGCUUGCAGCCGCAGCUCUGAUUGCUGGUUUGAUUUACUGUCGCCCAAUGAGAUCUAGAAGAGCACCACAGCAUGUGGCCCUGCUCAGUGGCGUUCACAGACAUCCCGAGGUGCAGGGGCAAAAUGGCAUUACGAGAGCACAAUCACAGACCGGUGACAGGGGUUUGGAGUCUGUAUAGGUUUGCUCCCCCUCGGCUAUAGUGGUGGGCAAUAUGAUACAAAUAUAACAAAUCAUUUUAUAUAUAUAUAUGUAUCAUGAUUUUAUCACAAUUCUUUGUCAUGUUGGUUUUUCUAUUUUGCAAGCUUUUUGAGCAUCCCAGCCAAAACUGAUUUCCCUAUUAUAUAGCCUUUUAAGGUAACAAAAUAUGAAAAGGUAUGGCGGAUAUUUAGUCCAAAGUGCAUCAGUAAAUAUAUAAAUCUUUGUAUAAAUGUUUUCUUUGUUAUUAAAAAAGGAGAACAAAGAUACACAUUGCAAACGCAAAUAUUCUACACAUAUAAUAAAGUGUUUUAUUUUCAGGUACAAUAGGCGUAUUUAGCAGGAGCAUUAAAAAAAAAUAAUUAACAAAUAUAAGAAUAAAACAGUAUGUACAUUGAUAUAUAUACAUACAUUUAUUGUUAAAGCAACUGUAUUGAAGUUUUGCAGUCAAGAGUAUUGAGUGUUUUUUCUCU
Messenger RNA from Carassius auratus (goldfish), 1952 nucleotides. RefSeq lists its product as uncharacterized. The record is from RefSeq and is a predicted model, not a curated record. The transcript has 6 exons. Bases 476 to 1462 code for a protein of 328 amino acids. NCBI's taxonomy places the organism in Eukaryota, Metazoa, Chordata, Actinopteri, Cypriniformes, Cyprinidae.